Molecule: messenger RNA, 1161 nt
Organism: Micromonas commoda
Lineage: Eukaryota; Viridiplantae; Chlorophyta; Mamiellophyceae; Mamiellales; Mamiellaceae
Exons: 2
Coding region: 1-1029 (342 amino acids)
Cellular component (GO): cytosol
Molecular function (GO): protein-folding chaperone binding
Source: RefSeq, a predicted model, not a curated record
AUGAGAAGCGGCGGCGGAGGCAAGGACUUCUACAACAUCCUCGGGCUCCAACGGAACGCCAACGAGAACGAGAUCAAGAAGGCGUACCGAAAACUCGCCAUGAAGUGGCACCCGGACAAGAACCAGGACAACAAGGACUACGCCGAGAAGAAGUUCAAAGCCGUGAGCGAGGCGUACGAGGUGCUCAGCGAUCCGAAGAAGAAGGAGAUCUACGACCAGUACGGCGAGGACGGAUUGCGAGCGGAUGGCGCGGGGGGCGGCGCCGGCGGGUUCAGCGCUCGCGACGCCGAGGACAUCUUCGCGCAGUUCUUCGGGGGCGGCAUGGGCGGCGGCGGCGGGAACCCGUUCGGCGGCGGCAUGGGCGGCGGGUUCGGGGGCAUGCCCGGCGGGUUCGGAGCCCAGUUCGGCGGGAUGCCCGGAGGGGGUUUCGGCGGACACGGACACGGACACGGGUCCCGGCGAGAGGCGCCCGCUCGCAAGAAGGCUGACCCGAUCGAGCAGGUCCUGCGGCUCACGCUCGAGGAGAUGUACUACGGCGUGCAGAAGAACCUCAAGUUGACGCGCACCGUCAUCCGCGGCGGCGCCGAGCAGAGGGUUUCCGAGACGCUCACCAUCGACGUCAAGCCGGGGUGGAAGAAGGGGACGAAGAUAACCUUCCCGGAGAAGGGCGACGAGUCUCCGGGGGUGAUCGCCGCGGACAUCAUCUUCGUCGUGGACGAGAAGAAGCACCCGCAGUUCGAGCGCGACGGUAACGACCUCAUCACGACCAAGGUGGUGGACCUGCACGAAGCCCUGCUGGGCACCAGCGUGUUCAUCACGACGCUCAACGGGAAAUCGAUAAACGUGGACAUCCCGGAGAUUGUCUCGCCCAAGUACGUGAAGGUGCUCGUGGGCGAGGGCAUGCCGCUGAGCAAGUCGCCGAACAGCAAGGGAGACAUGAAGAUCAAGUUCGACAUACGAUUUCCCAAGGAGCUCACGGGAGAGCAAAAGGCGCAACUCAAGAGCAUCCUCGGCAGCGCGCAGUACUGAUUACUGAUUUGCCUUCGUAUGAGUAGUGUCUUCGUAAUGUUAUCGACGGGCGCGUGACGCAGGUAUUGGGUACAUCUCAGGUGGGCUUUCAGGCGAAUGCUAGCGCUACGAAAAAUCCACCGUCUCUAAGCC